Molecule: messenger RNA, 342 nt
Organism: Penicillium chermesinum
Lineage: Eukaryota; Fungi; Ascomycota; Eurotiomycetes; Eurotiales; Aspergillaceae
Exons: 3
Coding region: 1-342 (113 amino acids)
Source: RefSeq, a predicted model, not a curated record
AUGACAUACAAGAGCAACUACCAAUUCUAUACUCGUGACGGUCCGGGAAGUCCACGUUCUCCACGUUCUCCUCCACCACCUGAAGAACUUCUUUCCCCCUUGGCAAAUCUAUACCCGCACGUUACAGCCAUGCAGCAACAAUACGACACGUCCGGCUGUGCCUUUACUGGGUACAGCAACACCGGCUACUUUGCCGCAGCCUAUACCACCCACCCGCUGAAUGAACCUCAAUCUCCGUACUUGGUUCGACGAGGCACUGAGUGCCGAUCAACUCGAUUGGUCUCCAAGAUCCGGCGGCUCCUCUCUCGGGAGGAUUUCAAAAACCGCCGGGGCUCUGCAUAA